GAGUAUCCGUGACUCGAAGGCAGCUGGCGUGAACGGCUGUGAAAGCGUUGAAGGUCUCUCAGUUGGUCAGCUACGCCUCUGCCAGCUAUAUCCAGAUCACAUGUUGGCAAUCGCUUCUGGAGUAGCAACUGCCAUCACCGAGUGCCAACAUCAGUUUCAGUCUCGGAGGUGGAAUUGCUCCACUGUCCAGGACUCUUCAGUAUUCGGUCCUCUCAACAAUAUCGGAAGUCGGGAGUCAGCUUUUGUUCACUCAAUAAGCUCAGCAGGUGUAACGCAUUCCUUAGCAAGACAGUGCAGAGAUGGUCAGCUUUCUUCUUGCAGUUGUUCACGUGCAGCCAGACCCAAGGACCUGCAUAACGAUUGGAAAUGGGGUGGAUGUGGUGAUAAUCUAGUCUAUGGAUACAGAUUCACUCAAAGUUUCGUGGACGUAAGAGAAAGGGAAACAAGGUAUCGACGUGGAACACAGAAACAAGGGAGGGCUUUAAUGAAUCUUCAUAAUAAUGAAGCAGGAAGAAGGGCUGUAAUUGUGAUGUCACGUGUUACUUGCAAAUGUCAUGGAGUUUCUGGAUCUUGUAGUCUGAUAACAUGUUGGCAACAAUUGCCAUCAUUUCGAGAAAUUGGUGACUAUCUACGAGAUAAAUAUGAUGGGGCUACUGAAGUUAAAGUAAAUAAAAGAGGAAAACUACAAAUUAAGGAUCCGAGAUUUUCUUUGCCUAGUGCAAAUGAUUUAAUAUAUGUUGAAGAAUCACCAAGCUACUGUGUCCCAAACACAACUGUUGGCUCUUUAGGAACACAAGGACGGAUGUGUAACAGAACUUCUCCUGGGAUGGAUGGAUGCAAUUUAAUGUGCUGUGGAAGAGGAUAUAACACUCAAAAAGUCAAUCUUAAAGAAAGAUGUGAAUGUCAGUUUCAUUGGUGCUGUUAUGUUAAGUGUAAACUAUGUGUCAAAACAGUUGAUAUUCAUAGCUGUAAAUAACUGUCUAUUUUAGUAGUUCAAUGAAUUCAACUAACCAAUUAAAAAAAAAUUCAAAUAUUCAUAAAUAUUUCUAAUGGAAAAUUAUAAUGAUAAAUUUGUCUUUAAAUUUAAUACCUCAUUUAAUUAACCUUACAUAAAAUGCAUAGAGAUUGGUGGUAGUAUACCACCUAAUUUAUAGCAUAAAUGUUUAUUUAUUGCAUAGUGCCCACCAUUAAGUAUAAUAUAAAUACCCUUAAAUAGAUUAGGAUGUUUGUACAAAAAGAAGUUGGUUUGAAGUACAAAUUGAUGAUCUUUAGGUUCUCUAUCUGAUCAGACUCUAAGGAAUGAGCUAAAAUAAAAUAUCACAUAGUCAAAACUAUUUCCUUUAAUAAGCUUUAUAGAUUGUACCCAGAAUUAGGUAAAAAUCUAUUUAAC
Molecule: messenger RNA, 1390 nt
Organism: Nezara viridula (southern green stink bug)
Lineage: Eukaryota; Metazoa; Arthropoda; Insecta; Hemiptera; Pentatomidae
Source: the annotation of a GenBank genome assembly